AUGAGCUGGGAGGACAAGGAGGCCGCGGCCGUCAAGGAGCUCGUCGCGUCGCUCCCGGCCUGGGAGGGGUCGCUGGAGCCGGACACGACCCUACCCUUCGCGUCGGCGCUGCGGACCGGCGCGCUCGACUGCGGCCUCCGCUACUACCACCGGCGCAACGCCGAGCCGCGGGACCGCGUCGAGCUCGUCGUCGCCGUGCGCGCGGGGUCCAUCGACGAGCGCGACGAGGAGCGCGGCCUGGCCCACGUGCUCGAGCACCUCGCGUUCCGCGCGCAGAGCGACGAGGACGGGUCCUGGGGCGUGCUGCGGGAGCUCGAGGCGCACGGCGUCAAGUUCGGGAGCCACCAGAACGCGUACACGUCCUUCGAGGAGACGUGCUACUGGUUGCACGUGCCCUCGGACUUCUUCGGCCGCGCGCUCGAGCUCCUGGGCGCCCUCGUCGGCGACGUGCGCAUCUCGGACGACGACGUCGACAAGGAGCGGGCCAUCGUGCUCGAGGAGUGGCGCCAGGGCAAGGACUGGGCGCAGCGCGCGGCCGAGAGCCACUUCCGCUUCACGUUCGCCGGGAGCCGCCUCGCGGACCGGCUGCCCAUCGGGUCGCUCGACGUCGUGCGCACGGCGACGGCCGAGACGCUCCGCGAUUUCUACGAGCGGCACUACGUCGCCGAGAACAUGGCCGUCGUCGUCGUCGGCGACGUCCCCGCGGAGACGGAUAUCGCCCAGGCCAUCGACGCCGCCUUCUCCAAGCACUUCGACGCGCGGCGGACGUCCGACCGCCCCUGGCCGCGCGACGCGGCGGCUUUUUAUCCCGCGGGCGCGGACGCGUUCGGGAGCCGCGUGCUCCAAAAGGUCGCCGAGGGAGAAACCCCGAAGCUGCGCGUCAACGUCUACGAGGACGCCGAGGCGACGUCGACGGCCGCGACGCUGAGCUGCUGCCGGCCCUUCGUCGCGCCGGCGACGGUCGGUAGCUUCGAGACGUGGCUCCUCGACGACGUCUACCAGCAGAUCCUGAAUCGGCGGCUCCAGAAGCUCAGCAUGCUCGCGACGCCGCCCUUCGCGCACGCGUCCGCGGGCACGGAGCGGCCCGUGUGCCUCGCGGCCUCCGGGCGCGCGGUGUCCGUGGCGACGCUGUCCGUGCAGCCGCUGACGCGCGGCGACGCCGCACAAGCCCUGGCCGCCGCCUGGCGCUGCGUCGAGGACACGCGCGCGGGCGUUUCGGAGGAGGAGCUCCGCAUGGCGAAGCGCGAGAUCCUCUCGGAUCUGAAGAUGCAGUGGCUCGAGAAGGAGCAGCAGGAAAGUUCGACGCUCGCCGACGAGGCGCGCGACCACUUCCUGCUGCGCAUGCCGCCGCUCGACGUGCGGGACGAGGUCGCGCUGACGGCGGCCAUCUUGGACGCCGUCGUGGGUUGCACGCAGCCCCUGCCCCGCGCGCGCUGGUUCGCGCGCCUGCGCGGGCUCGACGCGGCGGAGGCCGGCGCGGCGGCGACGGCGGACGCGCUGCGAGGCGCCGUGCUCGACUUCGCGGGCGCGGCGGGAUCGUCCGCGGCCGACGAGGCCUUCGACGCGGCGGCGUUCUUCGGCCCCGUCGCGGACGAGCAGGGCCAGGUCGUGUCGAAGGCGCGCCACGACCUGCCGGGCCUGGCGACGCCGGCGCUGGAGCUCCGGCUCGACAACGGCCUCACGGUCGUCUUCCUGCGGACGGACUUCCGCGACGACGAGGUCGUCUUGUACGGCGCGGCCCCGGGCGGCCUGUCGACGGUCUGCGGCCGGUCGGCGACGCUGACGCCCCUGGCCUUCGCCGCGCGCUUCGCGAGCUCGCUGGCGCGCGAGUACGGGCCCUUUGGGGCGCCCAAGGCCCUCCUCGCGGACGCGCUCGGCGGCCGGCGCGUGCGCCUGGACGCGGACGUCGACGCCUACCGGCGCGUGCUCAGCGGCGACUGCGCCGUCGACGAGCUCGAGACGUUAUUGGCGUUGACGGCGCGCCACUUCCACGAGCCGCUGAAGCGCAGCGCCGGGCGGCUCGAGACGUUGAAGCGGUUGGCGCGGGAGAACGUCCGCGAGCGGUGGCGCGACCCCAAGGCGCGCUACGCCAAGGCCAUCGACGAGGUGAACACGCGGGACCACCCCUACUGGCGGCCCGCGUCCCUCGCGGACGUGGACACCUUCGACGCGGCGGCGAGCGCCGACUUUUACGACGCCGCGUUCUCGUCGCCGGAGGGCUUCGCGCUGUGCUUCUCGGGCACGUUCGACGUCGACGACGGCGCGCUCGAGGAGCUCGUCAAGGCCUACCUGGGC
This is a messenger RNA of Aureococcus anophagefferens, 2295 nucleotides long. RefSeq lists its product as hypothetical. Gene Ontology annotation, molecular function: metal ion binding. The annotation marks the transcript as partial. Lineage: Eukaryota; Pelagophyceae; Pelagomonadales; Pelagomonadaceae. The transcript is spliced from 2 exons. The record is from RefSeq and is a predicted model, not a curated record.